Molecule: messenger RNA, 807 nt
Organism: Saccharomyces eubayanus
Lineage: Eukaryota; Fungi; Ascomycota; Saccharomycetes; Saccharomycetales; Saccharomycetaceae
Exons: 1
Coding region: 1-807 (268 amino acids)
Biological process (GO): cellular response to glucose starvation; protein catabolic process in the vacuole
Source: RefSeq, a predicted model, not a curated record
AUGACUAGUCUAGAUGACACUGUUUUAACCAAGAAAAAUUUAGCUUUGUUGGACAAUGCUACCAACUACACGCGUCCCGCCCUGGAUUAUUUCCACUAUGCAUUUAACUAUGAUAAUUUGGAUGUCUCCACCACAUGGCGGUUGCUGAUAAAAAUGCGCAAGCAUAGAUUGCUGCGAUUACCCAGUUGUUCCUCUGAAAACGAGAUCGACUAUAAUAUAUAUAUGGCUAGGCUGCAUCAUUGCAUGUGGAGACGUUGGUCCAUACACCAGUUCAAGCUGGAUGAUUUAAAAAUUGAUCCGCUGAGUAUAAACUGGAAGAAGGAAAUAGACGUUACUCUCCUUUACGGCCCGGACUUGGCUGAAGUAAAUGAGAGAGAACAAGCUUCUUCACCAAGUGUUUCUGUAAACGAUACAAGCCGGCAACAAAAGCAUUAUAGAAACACAGAAAGGCACAGGAAUGGUUCGUCCUCAUCAUUUCAAACAAAGGUGUUUGCCGUAAAAGGUAAACCGUCCCCUCAGCGGACAAUAUCGUUCGACGAGACCGUCAAUAGGCGAGACAUUGAUAAACGUGGGAGAUUUCAUGAAUCGUGUAGUCUCAUAAACGAUAGAAAUCCGUUUCAAGAUUACUCUAUUGUUUGGGACGAAAGAACACAUCGCUACCAUCGUCGAGCACACACAGAUGCGAACGAUUACAAUCAUAUCCGUUCCACCGAUAAUGAAAUUCCCCGGAACGCGUCUUUCGAUAACACAAUAAUUCAACAAAACCUGCAUAGCAUCACGGAGGGCUCCUAUAUCUAUAUAAAGUGA